AGGAUAAAAGACGCGCUACAAAUUUCUUACAAACGAAAAUAGUAGGAAUAACACCCGGUGCGGUAAAGUAUCGUUCACUUGAUUAGUUACAUACCCUUUCCCCCAUAAGCGUGAUGUUAAAACCGGCGUUUUCUAAAAUCUAAAAAAGAAAAUACUUUGCUUAAAUCGACAAUUGUUAGUGAAAACAAGAAUGGCGAAUGCGGAUGGAUUUGUUUCACUAUCAAUGCUACUCGUUAUCAUUUAUUAUCUAAAACAACAGUACAGUCUACGGGAAGCAGCGCAGAAUACUCCCAUUAUUGAAAUUAAUAAAGGACUUCGUUUCGAACAGAAUUUAUCACUCAACGAUUAUCGCUUUAUUAUUCCUGAAAAUGAUCAAUAUGUCAAAACGAUUGAAGCAACAAAUAUGACGACCAAGACAACGUUUAACAUCACGAAAUUCAAAACCAUCUUGAUGUGGAGUAACUGGGAUUCAAGCUUGGCAGAUCAAAUUUUAGUAAAUUCCCAAUGUCCGAUAACAUCGUGUCUUUUUACGUCUGACGUUACGCUGUUAAAUCAAAGCGACAUCAUCGUUAUUUAUAUCGAUACAUCAACAAAUUUCCCUAUAAACCGCCAUCCGCACCAGCGUUUCGUUUUUUUCAACCUUGAGUCACCAUCUUAUUCAAGUAUAGCCAAGAUAAGUGAUCACCGUGUACGGUAUGGAUAUUUUAAUUGGACGAUGACCUACCGUUGGGACUCAGAUAUAAUUCAUCGUGCUGACUAUGGAUUUGUUAUAAAAAAGUCAUUGGAAGUGGCACAAAAGGCAAAACAUGCUCGUGCAAUUAAAAUGCUAAUCAAAGGAAAAAGAAAGAUGGUGGCUUGGUUCGUAUCCAACUGCAUUACAACAAUCCGCCGCGAGGAGUACGUUCAGCAGCUGAGUCAGUAUGUAGAGGUAGAUAUUUUCGGAUCCUGUACUAUGCGGAAUUGUUCGUCUUCGUGUUACGAGAUGUUACGCCAUGACUACAAAUUUUAUCUGGCAUUUGAGAACUCGUGGUGCACGGACUACGUAACGGAAAAGUUUUACAGAAGUCUGAAGUACGAUACCGUUCCAAUUGCCAUGGGUGGUGCUGAAUACAACCGGUACGCACCUCCUAAUUCUUUCAUCAACGCCAUGGAUUUCGCGACUCCCCAAAAGCUUGCUGAAUACCUUUCACUUCUGAAUGGAAGCGAUACCUUAUAUGCUAAAUAUUUUAACUGGAAAAACAAUUAUGAAAUUGCAAUUCCAUACAACAGUGGCUUGUGCGACCUCUGUCGCAUGACCCAUGAUGAGGGGUUACCUCCAAAAGUUUAUUGGGAUAUAAAGAGCUGGUGGUUUGACAAAGCUAAUUGUCAAAACGAUCCAGCUUAUUUACGUUGAUGCAAUGAAAAACACUUUAUGAUCAAUGUUAAGAAGGGUAGGGGGGGGUGGGGCUAG
This is a messenger RNA of Daphnia magna, 1450 nucleotides long. Its product is annotated as alpha-(1,3)-fucosyltransferase C. Bases 191 to 1393 code for a protein of 400 amino acids. The record is from RefSeq and is a predicted model, not a curated record. NCBI's taxonomy places the organism in Eukaryota, Metazoa, Arthropoda, Branchiopoda, Diplostraca, Daphniidae. Gene Ontology annotation, molecular function: alpha-(1->3)-fucosyltransferase activity. The transcript has 3 exons. Gene Ontology annotation, cellular component: membrane.